Molecule: messenger RNA, 813 nt
Organism: Heterostelium album PN500
Lineage: Eukaryota; Evosea; Eumycetozoa; Acytosteliales; Acytosteliaceae
Exons: 5
Coding region: 1-813 (270 amino acids)
Source: RefSeq, a predicted model, not a curated record
AUGGUAAUACUCCCGGCUCAAGAGGUUGAUCGUAUGAACUAUCUAGAUAUAAUUUUUCAAGGAACUGAAGGAUGUAAUAGAGAAGCAAUGGAUCAAGCAGCUAGAGGUGGUCAUUUUUCAAUUUUGAAAUGGCUGCAUGAGAAUCGUACUGAAGGAUUCUCUUUUGACGCAUUCUAUAACAUCAUUGAAUAUGGUCACCAACUUGAAAUAUUCGAAUGGUUAUACGAUCAUCGAGAAAUUAACUCUGAUGAUUUCCAAUUCUUUAUAGAGAGAGUUGUGGAAUAUGGAAGAAUUGAAAUCUUCAAAUUUCUUCUUUCUAAAAAAAGAGAGUAUAAUGCAACUCAUUUCAUUUAUAAUACUAUUACCAAUAGUAAUCUGGAGAUGGUGAAAUACAUCUAUGAAAAUGGAAUCGAUGAUAAUCUUGAUAAAGAUUUAUUUGGAUUGGCAGUCGAUAAUAAUGAUGAUGACAUUCUCAAAUACAUACUCGAGAAAAUCGAUGGGACCAUUAGUUUGGACAUUGACCAAGCAAUCAUCUCUUCUAUUUCACGACAUCAAUUGGGUAGACCAAGCAGUGCAUUGUUGAUCUUAUCAUCAAGAGCAGUGCUGGUGGGUGGAACUGCACGAUAUAGUUGGAAGUUAAAAUCUCAUCGUGAGCGUGCUCCAAACCUGUCAAAGCACAACAUUGCAAGUCUUGGACCAAAUGGUAUAAUGGUGCGAUACUCUUUACCUUGCUGUCAAUUACAAGAUAUACUUACAAUUGAUCAAAGAGUUGAUGACUUUGGUGAAUCGAUGGAUAAACAAGUGCUCAUUUAA